Mesitornis unicolor (brown roatelo) is the source of this 567-nucleotide messenger RNA. It is a transcript of the gene IL17B, whose product is annotated as interleukin 17B. Gene Ontology annotation, cellular component: extracellular region. The transcript is spliced from 3 exons. Gene Ontology annotation, molecular function: cytokine activity. Gene Ontology annotation, biological process: inflammatory response. The coding region runs from base 1 to 567 and encodes 188 amino acids. Lineage: Eukaryota; Metazoa; Chordata; Aves; Mesitornithiformes; Mesitornithidae. The record is from RefSeq and is a predicted model, not a curated record.
AUGGAGCGGGCUCCAAACGUGCUUCUCCUCUGCAUCUUCACCUUUGCCAUGGUCCUGGUUCCUGAAGCAAAGGACCAAAGCAAGGCAGCAAAGGGCAGGAGAAGGGGCCCAACCCGGCCCCCCACGGCCACUCCUGCCCUGGCCUGGGCCCCAGCCAACUCCUACAGCUCCAUGGAAGACUACGAGCACAGCAUUCAGGACAUGGUGCACCAGCUGAGAAACAGCUCUGAGCCAGGAGACACCAAGUGCCAGGUCAACCUGAGGCUUUGGAGGUCCAACCGCAGGAGCUUGUCUCCCUGGGCCUACAGCAUAAACCAUGAUGCAAUGCGGAUCCCAGCAGACAUCCCCGAGGCCCGAUGCCUCUGUGCUGGCUGCAUCAACCCCUUCACCAUGCAAGAGGACCGCACCAUGGCCAGCAUUCCCAUCUACAGCCAGCUGCCCGUCCGCCGGCUGCUCUGCCAGGUGCCAGGCGAGGUCGGGCACAAGCCCUCUGGGAAGAAGAAGUGUCCCAAGAAGUACCAGACAGUGAUGGAGACCAUUGCUGUGGGCUGCACCUGCAUCUUCUGA